Molecule: messenger RNA, 2734 nt
Organism: Lampris incognitus (smalleye Pacific opah)
Lineage: Eukaryota; Metazoa; Chordata; Actinopteri; Lampriformes; Lampridae
Gene: abhd11
Product: abhydrolase domain containing 11
Exons: 6
Coding region: 119-1048 (309 amino acids)
Cellular component (GO): mitochondrion
Source: RefSeq, a predicted model, not a curated record
UCAUAUCUCGACUCCCAGCAUUGUGCUUAUCCGCUGGCUCACGCCUGUUAUUUUUUUGCAGUUUAAGAAAAAGAAAUAUGCGGUUUGUCAAGCUCUGAAUAGCUAACCGUGUACUGCCAUGAGUGUUUUGCAUCGCGUCAUUCAAAGAGGACUCCUAAACAGUCGGUCGUCAUGUCGUUUCGCGACAGGACAGUGGGAGACGAGCGGUUGCGUGCCUCCGAUGGCUCGCACAUCCUCCAGCUCAUCCAGCACAGUCAGUUUGACCUAUGACGUGUUUGAUGGGAAGGGGGAGAGCACACCAUUGGUGUUUCUCCAUGGUCUUUUUGGCAGCAAGUCGAACUUCCACUCAAUAGCCAAGUCCCUGGUGCAGCGCACAGGCAGGAAGGUGCUGACCGUAGACGCCCGUAACCAUGGUAACAGCACACACAGCCCAGUUCUGACCUAUGAGGCAAUGACCAAUGAUUUGAAACACCUACUCACCCAGCUUCAUAUUGACAAGUGCAUCCUGAUUGGUCACAGUAUGGGAGGGAAAGUAGCCAUGACGACAGCCCUGACGCAGCCCAGUCUAGUAGAGCGGUUGGUGGUGGUGGACAUCAGUCCGGCUCAGACCACCACCCGCACCAACUUCCACCAUUACAUCCAGGCAAUGCAGGAUGUGAAGGUCUCCAGUGACCUUCCUCGCUCCACUGCUAGACGAAUGGCUGAGGACCAGCUGCGCAAACUGGUCAAGGAGCACUCAGUGCGUCAGUUCUUGCUAACUAACCUGGUGGAACACAAUGGCCAGUAUGCCUGGCGAGUCAACUUGGAUGCCAUCUCAGCACACCUUGAGGACAUCAUGAGCUUCCCCAGCUUCAACACGACCUAUGAAGGCCCCACCCUAUUCCUUGGUGGUGCCAGUUCUGCUUAUAUCAGCUCCGAGGAUUACCCAGAGAUCCAACGACUGUUCCCUAAUGCUGACAUCCAGUACAUCCCUGACGCCAGCCAUUGGAUCCAUGCGGAUAAACCUUUAGAUUUCAUCAGCUCCAUCAUAUCCUUCCUACAAUCGUAGCUUCCCCCUUGUCCUCCCUCCCUCUCUCCCAGCGAACUCCCGCACUCACCUAAAUCCGGUAUCAAUCGGAGGGCGCCCUCACAGACACUGAUGGUGGGCAAUCAUGCAGCUUCAAUGAGAGCAAGUGGCGAUAUUAACAGUGCUAAUAUUUUGGUAAUCUUUGGACCAAACUCAAUUUUCAGUGCGGUCCAAUCUAAACUUAUAGUAUCCUUAAAAGUUCUGUGUAGCCUACUUAUACUUUGUAUACUAUCUCUGCCAGACAGGUCGGUACAUCAGUUAGUUUGUACAUUGAUCGAUGUGAAGUUGGCAAGUAGGAAACAUACAAAAUAUGUUUUCAUUUUAUGACAAAGGAAAGGUUUUGGAGAUGUCUUACUAAUCCAAAGAACCUCUUAUUUGCACAGUAUCAUUCCGUAUGUCAAAUAGAUUUAUGCCGUGGAUAUUAAAAAUUGGCUUUUGGCUAAGCACAAUCUGGGGCUGCCACAGUGGAUCAGUUUGUUGGUUUAGAAGAGUAUAUCACUGAUGAGAUAUUUUGGAUUCAAAAACCCCAGUAUAAGAUCAAAAGUAAAAUGAGAUGCAAAGAUUUACUGUCAUGCAAAGUGGAAUGUUCAGCAAAAAAAAUUGUUUCUUUUUGAUAAGGGCAAUUAACUGCAUAUGUCAAGGAAAGCCUCUUACUCUGCAAGAAAAGCUUCCUGCAGGCUGUAUGUGCACAACUGCUUGUUUAGAAAAAAAAAGAAAAGACUAUGGUUGCACAUUUAGCAUUGGGUAUGCAGUUCAUCUCAGGCCUUUUCUGUAUCCUCUCCUCUGCAUAGAUGCAUCAUUAUUAGAUAUUGGUCACUCUUACAACUUCAAUGUCAAGGUCACUGAGAGAGGUGGCGGUAACUUUCUAAGCCAGUAACAAAAAUUAAGCUCAAACUGUGCAAGUAUCAAUGUGAAAAUCCCCAGGUUGCAACUGUUUAUUCAAGUAAUUAUUCUCUAUGACAGUUAUCUUACCUGUCCCCAUCUGGUAAGGAGCCAUGUUCUUGCUGUAUUGCCUGUGUAGUUUGCCAGUCAGUGUUUUCAUGUAAACGGUUCCAUUCUUAUUGUAUAUAUUGAGGGGAUUGACAGUAAAUAUAUUACCUGUGUCACACUUAAUCAACGUAGAUAAUGUAGAAGCAAGGAUAUAUGCUGCAACAGUAAGUUCUUAGUCUACUGCUGUAUUUGAGAUGGAAAUCCAGUUGAACAAUGAAACUGCCAUGUGUACGUUCGAUGAGUGAGCAGGGUGUUGCAUAUGUGGACGUGCCUCUUGUCUAGCGUUCCGUUUUCAGCUCUGUUAAACUUGAUGAAAUGGUUUACAGGGGAUACCUAACAGAAUUGAGAUUGGCAGCUGGGUUGCCAGUUCUGUGUGAGGUGUAUCACAGGGAAUCUUUACCUGCGAGGGUUGAGCAUGUAUUGCAUUUUGUAUAUAAUUUCAUGGCACUAAAUUUUGAAUCCAGUCAGUGUUGUACGCCUAUGCCAGUUCUGGACAAGUAUACCUGGCUGCAGCCUGCAGAACGGGGUUGGCGACCAACGUUGAAUGUUUUAUCUCACCCACCGUUUGAUUUGAUUGGUUUAACUGUCAAAUUUGGGCAGGGUUAAAUGUCGAUUUGGCCGGGGUUAAACAUUGAUUUCAUUGGUUUGGACUUUGGUUUGGGCGGGGUUAUAUAGGGU